GCUGAAGGAAAUCGGGAGCGCUAAAGGAGAUCGAGCGGAGAGGAAAGAGAAAAAAUGCCGUGCUUGCUCGCGCUUCGCUGCGAGAUUGCCACUCACAGUCCGCAUGAAUCGGCUGUGGAUCCAAAGCGGUGGGCGAUUGGAGCGAAUCCGGCAGCAUUGCGGAGCCUCAAUCCAAUCCGGAGAGCGAUGGAAUCCAUGCCGACGGUCCAGGGGCGAGGAAAGAAGCCAAUUUCGCUCACUCUCGGCGACCCCUGCGCUUUCGGCGAGAUCAAAGCUCCCCAGGUAGCCGUCCAGGCGCUCACGGACGCCAUCUCCGGCUUCCACUACAAUGGCUACAGCCAAGCAGCUGGAAUCUACGACUGCCGCAGCUGGCUUUCGGUGUGUGAUCCCGACUGUGUCCUCAAGGAAGCAAAGGUGCUGGACGCCUUCACAAAUCUCGCACAGAUGCAUCUGUCAACGUGUACACCGAUUCAGGCCGCGCUGCCGAAGAUAUUGCAAAAUACUCCACAAGACUUUUUCAGUCAAACUUUGGAUACACUCAGCACAAGAGCCGAUCUUUGCUACGAGAGAGCUCAGAAGACCCCGGGACUGUCCUGUCCUUCAAAGCCUCGAGGCUCUAUGUAUAUCAUGAUUAGAAUCGAUUCAGACAAGUUCAAAGACCUCAGAGACGAUAAGGAGUUUGCGGUGGCUCUCGCGAAGGAGGAAGCACUCAUGGUAUUACCAGGUUCUGCUUUCGGUUUUCCUGGUUGGAUCCGCCUCUUGUUUGCUGCUCCUGAGACUAUUCUGGAUGAAAGUUGGGAUAGACUCGAGGCGUUCUGCACACGACAUACAAAAUAGUCAAGAGAAAAUGUCCACACAUUCUUUUCACACAAGAAAAAGCCGUGUGUCACCAGUAAUUCAGCGUCUACAGUUCUUCUGA
This is a messenger RNA of Selaginella moellendorffii, 919 nucleotides long. RefSeq names its product tyrosine aminotransferase. Gene Ontology annotation, biological process: biosynthetic process. Bases 55 to 837 code for a protein of 260 amino acids. Lineage: Eukaryota; Viridiplantae; Streptophyta; Lycopodiopsida; Selaginellales; Selaginellaceae. The transcript is spliced from 6 exons. Gene Ontology annotation, molecular function: pyridoxal phosphate binding. The record is from RefSeq and is a predicted model, not a curated record.